UCAGUAACCUGGUCUUGUUGAGAUGCCAGAUAAAACAGGGGGUCCGGAAGCUGUCCCCAGGAAUGAAGAUGAUUAUCAUUUGCCUCUUGAUGUCUUACCAGUUAUGACAGAGAGUCCUGGUCCCAAGACAGCAAGGGAAGAUUUGCAUGAGGAGAACCGACCUUUCCGCUACUGUGGAGUAAAGACCAUGGAGCUGUCAGACAGCGACCGCCCUGUCAGCUUUAGUUCCACAUCCUCAUCUGCCUCCUCCAGGGAUAGCCACUGUUCCUUUGGCAGCAGAAUGACCUUAGUUUCAAACAGCCAUUUGGGGUUGUUUAAUCAGGAUAAAGAAGCUGGGGCUAUAAAAUUAGAGCUGAUUCCAGCCAGGCGAUUUUCCAGUGAGUUACACAGAAAUAAACCCAUGGAGCAAGAGAACACAGAAGAAAGCCUUGAGAAAAGGCCAGCUAUGCCAAGGAAAGCUGAACCAAAAGGAAUGAGCAAAAACUGUGCCAUAUCCCUGGUUACAGAACCCACGAGUCCGAAGCUCUUGUACGUCGACAGAGUUGUCCAAGAAAUUCUGGAGACGGAGAGGACUUACGUGCAGGAUUUAAAAAGCAUUGUGAAGGAUUACCUUGAUUGUAUCACUGACCAAUCCAAGCUCUCCCUUGGGACAGAAGAGCGAUCAGCCCUGUUUGGAAACAUACGAGAUAUCUACCAUUUCAACAGUGAACUUUUGCAAGACUUGGAAAACUGUGAAAAUGACCCUGUAGCAAUAGCAGAAUGUUUUGUUUCCAAGAGUGAAGAUUUCCAUAUAUAUACACAGUACUGCACCAAUUAUCCAAGGUCAGUAGCUGUCCUAACAGAGUGCAUGAGGAACAAGACAUUGGCCAAGUUCUUCAGAGAACGGCAAGAAGCUUUACAUCACUCCCUGCCUUUGGGCUCCUAUCUUCUAAAACCUGUCCAGCGAAUCCUCAAGUAUCACCUGCUUUUGCAUGAAAUAGAAAACCACCUUGACAAGGACACUGAAGGCUAUGAUGUUGUACUAGAUGCUAUAGAUACAAUGCAGAGAGUGGCAUGGCACAUUAACGAUAUGAAGAGGAAGCAUGAACACGCCAUCAGGCUGCAAGAGAUACAGAGUUUACUCACUAACUGGAAAGGGCCAGACCUCACUAGUUACGGGGAGCUGGUUUUGGAAGGAACGUUCCGCAUUCAGCGAGCAAAAAAUGAGCGCACUUUGUUCCUGUUUGACAAACUGCUGCUUAUUACAAAGAAGAGAGAAGAAAUGUAUACAUAUAAGGCUCACAUAUUGUGUGGGAAUCUCAUGCUUGUUGAAGUUAUACCAAAGGAACCACUCAGCUUCAGUGUCUUCCACUAUAAAAAUCCCAAGAUGCAGCACACUGUGCAGGCAAAAUCGCAACAAGAUAAACGACUUUGGAUCCUUCACUUGAAGAGAUUGAUUCUGGAAAACCACCCAGCUAAAAUUCCUGCUAAGGCCAAGCAGGCAAUUUUAGAGAUGGAUGCCAUACAUCAUCCAGGAUUCCAUUACAGUCCAGAGGGAGAAAUGAAAGCAACCUCUCCUUUUAAGGAAGGCAUCACUCCACGGAGAGUGAGAAGGAAGUCAGAACCUUCAUCCAGAGUCCAUAAAGUUAUGAAGUCAAGUGAAAUAAAUUCAGAUAUGCAGAAGCGGAUCAGUAUUGAAGGAGCCCUGCUUUCUCAGGCUCCCAAACUGGGAUCAAAUGAAACCCUGCUCAGUUCUAGAAAAAAGGUGUCAUUAGACCAUAGUGGGCUAGCAAAUCAGUUUCAAGAGCCCAUUGAACAAGCCUACAGCAGCGAUCAAGACGAGAGUCUUCAAAUAUGUGCUACUGAACAGAUAGAUGCUGAUGAUGAGGAAGAGUCUGAACAGGGCACGCAACAAAAUUCACAGCAAAAACCAAAGGGAGGUAGAAAAAGACUCAAUAGUCAAGCUGCUGAAAAUGUUGAAAAACGAAGAAGCGUCAAUCUCAACAAAUGUGAAGUUCAGAGCUCCAAGGACCCUUCAGAUGAAGAAUCAACCCAGCUGAAUACAGAUCUUCCAUUUUCUUGUUCUGCCAGGCAGUCAUCUAGGCAGUUCAGCACACCACAGAACAGUUCACUAAUCAUGAAUAUCCUGGGGGGAGGUACAACAGCCAGAAACAUCUGGACAGAUCAUCAAAUCCGACAAGCACUAUUCCCCAGCAGACAAACGCAUCAUGAAAAUGAUGAAGAUGAAGAUGAUUAUCAGAUGUUUGUACCAUCAGUAUCUACAUCCAACUCAAGUUCAACUGUCUGUGAAGAGAGGGGCACUUCUGGUCGCCCAUGCAGCUGGCAUUUGGGACUAGUUCAUCAGAAUGAUGCUGCCAGUUCCAAUCAUCACAAAAUUGUUAGACGAGCCAGUAGUGCUGGUGAAAGUAAUACUGGCCCAAAUGAUGCAAGAUACAGAGCCAGUGAACUUAGCCAGCACAGUUCUCGAAGGGAGGUAAAAAGUGGUUCUAGAACUGGCAUGAAUGCUUAUCCAGAAUAUUCAGAAGAGCUGACCAUUGAUGAUAUAGAACAUGUCUAUGAUAACAUAAGCUAUGAAGAUUUAAAACUGAUGGGUCUCGCAAGAAGGGAAGAGUCUGAUCGUGGUCCCCAAAGAUCUGCUAGAGACUCUCUGUAUGAGAGUCAAAACAAAAUUAGUUUGGAAUUGAGUUCCAAAAAGAGGCAGGCAGAUCAAAAUAGGACCUCUAUUUUCGAAACUAGAGAUGAGAGCCUACACAGUAGAGAGGCACCUACGUCAAGUUCAGAUGAGCUCAGGAUUGUCGAGGAUAACAUCUAUGACACCAUAGUGCUUCCAGAUCCACCACUGUUGACUUUUAAAUGUGACCGCCUUAAAUGCUCUAAAAGGAGGAGUUUUUUGGGCCUGGAAACAGAUUUUGCUUGUUGUGAUAGUCUACGGCAGUUUGUUUCUGAAGAGAGUCUUCAAUUCAGUGAAGAUGAAAGUCCUUACCAUCGUGUUCCAUUAGAUAAUGAUUAUUUGAGCUUAGUAGAUAGCUCCUCCAACUCUGAUUCACACUCUCACAAGUCUGUAGCAGAUAAACUUUCAGAGGAAGUAGAUGAAAUUUGGAAUGAUCUGGAGAAUUAUAUCAAGAAAAAUGAAGAAAAAACAAGAGACCGCCUCCUUGCAGCCUUUCCUGUUUGCAAAGAUGACAUACAGGAAAGGCUGCAUGUGGGAAGUACACCUGAAUUGAGUAAGGAUGUGGAAUAUUCUCUGUCUACCCUCUCCCUGCCUGAAACCCCUGUUUUCCCUAAGACUUUGAAACACAAAGCAAACCUCAAAUGUGAAGAAACACCGCCAUGUAAAGAGAGUUCAUUUAUGAGCCUAAGCAGAUCUUCCUUCUGCAGUGAGCUGCCUUUCAUGGAUAGCCCUUAUGAAUCUGCAAACAGUAUUCUAUCCAAUGCACAUACAGAAAGCACUGACAAUGAAUUAGAUGUUGUGGAUAAAACAAAGAACAGGGUCUUUCUGAUGGCAAGGCAAUACAGCCAAAAAAUUAAGAAGGCUAACCAGCUUUUGAAGGUAAAAAGUCCAGAGCAGGAACAGCCAGCCAGCCGUCAACCUAAACUGAAGCACAAAGACCUUGCGGCCAUUUUGGAGGAGAAUAAACAAGGUGGUCCUGCCAUUGGUGCCAGAAUUGCUGAAUAUUCCCAGCUUUAUGACCAGAUCGUUUUUAGAGAGACUUCACCCAGAAUCCAAAAGGAUACCUGGGCCAGUUCUCAGAAGCCAUCAACCUUAAGGUAUUCCUCACCAGAAUCAACAUCUCCUUCUCAUUCUCAGUUAGCUAGUGAAUGCUUAAGAGAAGAAGACUGGUUUUUACAUUCUACAUACAGUAAUGGAGAACUAGCUGAUUUCUCUCCUUGGCCGGAAGUCCAAGAACCAAAGUCAAAGAGUUCCCCUGCAGAGACUGGCACAAAAAGCAAUCUAAGACAGUUGCCAUCAGCUUGUUCAGUGCCUUCCCUUCAGAUUUCUACACGUCUGCAUGUUCCAGCACAAAGGUGGAGUGCUAUUAUAAGUCAGCCUAACAAAGAGAAUUUACAUCAAGAUAGCAUGUAUAACUCUCUUGGAAGAAGAGCACACAUUACAAAAUCACAAGUGUACAGCAGGUCACAGUCCUCUUCCUCAGUUGUGGUCAACAGGUCUGGGGAGGCAAUUAUCUACCCCAAUGAAAUGGACAAGAAGAAGUUACAUUCAAAUAGACAUUUUAGAUCUGAUACCUACCAAGAGUCUCUGUCAACUGCUGCUUCAGGAUUCUUGGUAUCCAGUGUAAGAAAGCAGCACCCUGAAAGCUGUUCAGACAUGAUUCUGCAAGACUCUCAGAAAGUCCUGAGAAUAAACAGGAACUCACCACUAAAUGCACAAAUAGCGACGCAGAACUAUUUUUGUAAUUUCAAAGAUACUGAAGAAGAAGGGGAUGACGAUGACUAUGUUGAGAUAAAAUCUGAUGAUGAGGGGUCUGACUUAGAGACUACACAGAACCAAACAAAGAAAUCAGACCCAAAGUUGAAUAAUGUAGAUGGUGAUUCUUCUGACACUCCCUCAAGCAAAAACAUGUCUUGUGCUUCUGCAAAAUCAGCGAACAGCAAACACGCACUUACCCCUUAUCUGACUGCAUACAGUGAUACAGAUAAAUUAAAUGACUACUUGUGGAGAGUACCAUCUCCUAAUCAGCAGAAUAUAGUCCAGUCUUUAAGGGAAAAGUUUCAGUGUCUUAGCUCAAGUAGCUUUGCUUGACACUUUCACUGAUGUCUAACUGUAUUACUGCCUUAACACAUCAGAGUAUACAUCAGAACAGCCAGUACUGUCAUAUAUUUUAAUAUUUUUAAGACAUCAAGCACUAUAUCUCAGUAAUAUUGUAAAUAGAUGUGUAAAAUAUCUUUUUUACAAUACAGAAUAUUGAGAAAGCCAGUGGUCCUGUGAGCACUAUCUGAUACUAAGAUUGAUUUGUAUCUUUAUAAAGUAGACUGUUUUUUUCCUAAUCUCGCUGUCUUAACUUGAAUAUACUUUACCACCCCCUUUUUCUCUCCUCCAUAGCUCACUUUAUUUUUAGCUGUGAUAAUGUACUUGAUAAAGCCACUAUGCCAUGUGAAAACCUUUGUAUUCAGGCAUUUAAGAACAGGCGCCUAGUGCUGUGUCCAAAAAAUACAUUUUCUGUUACUGUAAUUGCAUGUGAUUGUUCAGUUGAACAUCUAAUCAUCUGAAUGUGCAAAUACCAGGUUCUGAACAUAGUUGGACAAGCUAACUGUGCAAUUGCCUGCACAUUUUUGCACAUCAGACUGUAAGUCUGUGGGACCAAUGCACAUAAUACCAAAUAUACAGUACUAUUUAGAACAGGACUUUUAUUUUUUAAAAUAAAUCUAGUCCCAGUGUUUUGUGAAUA
Messenger RNA from Gavialis gangeticus (Gharial), 5408 nucleotides. RefSeq names its product pleckstrin homology and RhoGEF domain containing G1 (gene PLEKHG1). The transcript is spliced from 18 exons. NCBI's taxonomy places the organism in Eukaryota, Metazoa, Chordata, Crocodylia, Gavialidae. Gene Ontology annotation, molecular function: guanyl-nucleotide exchange factor activity. The record is from RefSeq and is a predicted model, not a curated record. Bases 23 to 4762 code for a protein of 1579 amino acids.